UCUCUUCUGAGCAAGGUGUGAGUGUCAGUACUGGAGUUACCUGAGCUGUCACACUGGCUUAUGCAACACCAAGGGUUGAGUCCAGGGCUUGGUGCAUGGAGUUCCCUGUGUUAGUGACGUGAGUGCAUGGACUGUACGUUGGAAGAGAGUGCUCAGAGUGCAGAGUCACUGGUGUUACAGGGACAAGGUUUCCCGGGGGAUGGAGGUGAAGAUGGACUCUCUGAGAUCUUCCAGCUUCUGCAGAUGGAUGUGGUAUAUGAGCACCGAGAGGAAGAGGCCUGCCCUGCAAACAGUGCCACGUGGCGCUCGAAAAAUGUGCAGAGAAAACAGAGACACUGGGAAAGGAUAGUCUCCUCGAAGAAAAGCAAAAGGAAGCAGGAAAAAGAAAGAAGCAAAGCCAAGCAUACAGAACACCCAGGCUCCUGCCCCCAGCACAGCAAACGUUUUUUGAAAGCCUUAACCAAAGAGAAACUUUUGGAAGCCAAACAUUCAGGACCAAGACUAUGUGUUGACUUAAGCAUGACCCACCACAUGUCAAAGAAGGAAUUGAGUAGGUUGGCGGGACAGAUUCGAAGGUUGUAUGGUUCAAACAAAAAAGCCAGCAGGCCCUUUUGGAUCUGCCUCACUGGAUUCUCAACUGACAGUCCCCUCUAUGAAGAGUGCUUGAGGAUGAAUGAUGGAUUUUCUGCAUACUUGCUUGAUGUCACAGAAGAGGACUGUUUUAGUUUAUUUCCUCUGGAAACCCUUGUGUACCUGACUCCCGACUCUCAACAAGCCCUUGAAGACAUUGAUCCAAACACGGUUUACAUCAUUGGUGGACUUGUCGAUGAAAGCAUUCAGAAGAAGGUGACAUUUCAAAAAGCUCGAGAAUACUCUGUGAAGACAGCCCGCUUGCCAAUCCAGGAAUACAUGGUCAAGCGUCAGAAUGAGAAAAACUACCAUUCAGAAAUACUGGCCAUCAAUCAAGUGUUUGACGUCCUGUCCACCUACUUUGAGACUCACAACUGGCCUGAAGCAUUGAAGAAAGGAGUUUCUCCAGGGAAAGGCUACAUUCUCCGGAAUUCCAUGGAAUGAUGGGCAGCCUCCAGCUGUAGUGGGUGGAACGCCAGAGGUGCUUAGACCAAAGGACAGGGCAAAGGGUGGCAGUGGCACACACUUGCCUUUACUUGCUAUCAUGGAUUUUGAAAGCCAUUAAUGGCAAGGACCACAUUUUAUGCUUUGUGUCGCCUACAUGCCUGGCUCACUGGAAAUGCCCGAUAAAACAGUACUAUGGUUUAAAAAAAAGUUUUCAGGAAUUGUCCAAAUACAUGGAUGGCAUUUUGGAUGUUAAUUUGUUUUGUACAUUAAUCUCUAUUUGUGAAAGGCCUACUUUUAGAGGCGUUUUGUCAGAGGUUUUCAUUGACCUUGCAUAAAAUGACUUUUCUCUCCCCUGUAGGUGUGCUGAUUCUUCAGCAGAUCAGACACACACUGCACGUAAGCUUAGCUGUCUUAGCCCGGCCCGGCCCUCUUUAAGCCUUUAGAGCCCUUUGUUCUUUCCUGUGCUCUCCCCGUCCUCUUUCUGAUUACCGUCAUGGAGGGCUCCGCUCUUCUGGUCAUAGAAAUAGCCUUGUGUGGCCUUCAGGGCCUUAUACAAACUGUGCUGUGCACACAAACACCCAGAUCUAAUCAAAACGCCCACAUUGUUACUGAUAAACUCAGAAUAAAGCAGCUAGAAAAGAAUGCUGCGUUCUGACACUCAAGCACACUAGUCUACAGACAGACUUCUCACAUUCAGAUACAGCCAUCUCUGUUACUCCCAUAAAGGACCUCUCAGCCUACUUCCUUCUCCUUUCCCAUUGAAUGCCCUGGGAGCUAUCACUUGAUAAAAUCUGAUAUUGACAAAUAGACUAGGCCUCAGGAAACCCCUAAGGUUUUCAGCAUACUGGAUGGUUCUCACACUGGAUGGAUGCUUCUCAUACUGGAUGGGACUAGGCCACAUAGGCUUCAGGGGUGUAUAACUCAUUCUCAGAGAAUCACUGAACUUUUAUCACUGUCAGUCUACAUUUUUAUCUCUGGAGGCUUUAACAUAAAUAGCAUAGAAUUUUCUUUCUGACUCAAGUCCAAACCUCUCUUUAUCUAAAAACUAAGGACAUAGUUAUUUUAAGACUGUAGGAAUAGCCGGGCGUUGGUGGUGCACACUUUUAAUCCCAGCACUCGGGAGGCAGAGGCAUCGGAUCUCUGUGAGUUCGAGGCCAGCCUGGUCUACAGAGUGAGUUCCAGGACAGCCUCCAAAACAAUAGAGAAACCCUGUCUCGAAAAACCUAAAAAAAAAAAGAUUGUAGGAAUUGAUGUUAGCUAAGUAACAUUUAGCCAGACUAGAAUCAGAAAUCCUCAUCACACUGUUACUUAAGAAAAAAGCUGAAGGCCGGACAGUGGUGGUGCAUGCCUUUAAUCCCAGCACUCAGGAGGCAGAGGUAAAUUCAAAGUCAGCCUGGUCUACAGAGCGAGUGCCAGGAUAGGCUCCAAAGCUACACAAAGAAAGCUACACAAAAAAAGAUGACAUAAAAAAAUACCUUGUAUUGCCAAGUGAAAUACCUGUAAUUACUAGUUUUUUUUCUUAUAAUAGCUAUGAAAGAACUAUAUCCUAUAGUUUGAAGUACACAGUAUGUUAUAAUAUCCUGCAACUCCAAUUUGAAAUACAAAUACGCAGUAGCUAAAAUUAAGCCUUAGGCCCUGUCACACUCUGGUUCAGUACCUUUAUGAGGAUUAGUGUCAUCUGCAGUUACCAGGUGUCAGCUAAUGGAACAAUACUCUUCAACACAGUAAGCACAUGAGUAUGAGCUGGAUAUACUCUUCCACUGGCUUAUGGGAUGACAGACGGGUCUUCCCUCUGCAAACAAGUCUUACUAUUAUAACGAGAACAGUUUUAAUGUUGAGCUACAGCUCAUUAUAGAAGCUGUAACAUAGCAAAACUUCAAAUAACACUAUAUAUAAAAUUUAUAUAAAAUUACAAUUUUCUUAGCUAUGUGUGAGUAAAAACCAGUAACUCUUAUAAAAAUAUUUUAUUGGAUUCUCUAAGACAAUAUGCAUCUUCUGAAGAUCUGGUAGGAAGAGAUUCAUCUGAGAAAAAGAUUUUCCCAGGAAACUCAGUCUUGAAUAAAAUGAGCCAUUAAAGAGGUGUUCAUGUCAACUUUCUGCCAAUCUGGCAAAGAUUUGUUUCCUUUGAUCUGUGGUCAUGUGUUCACAAGCUUCUAAGACAUUCGCCAAAAUUAAAGUCUGCUGAAUGGUU
Molecule: messenger RNA, 3268 nt
Organism: Mesocricetus auratus (golden hamster)
Lineage: Eukaryota; Metazoa; Chordata; Mammalia; Rodentia; Cricetidae
Gene: Trmt10b
Product: tRNA methyltransferase 10B
Exons: 10
Coding region: 127-1074 (315 amino acids)
Biological process (GO): tRNA N1-guanine methylation
Cellular component (GO): nucleoplasm; nucleus
Molecular function (GO): tRNA binding
Source: RefSeq, a predicted model, not a curated record